CAAUUGGCUGUCGAGGGAUCAACGCUGAAGUCAAGACCCCGCCCCUGCGCACAUGACAUGGAAUUCACUGGCGCCAGUGCUGACAGUUCCUACAGCUGCAUGUCGCUAAAGGCCUAUCCGUCUCCAUCGGAGUUUACGCAGCUGAUAACCCUACGCCAAAACCAAGGAAAAAUAGACCAAACAUAUGCCGUAUAAAUUGAGUCAAUACAAGAAAGGAAAAUAUACUUGCUAACUGGAGGAGAAUUCUACCAAAGGGGCUUGAAAUCGGAAUAACAAGGUGUCCAGUGUCAAACACUACCCGAUGCCUGUUGAAGAAGGAGAGAGACAAGAGGAUCUCAUCGGACUACUAGUGAGGACCGAUUUAUAGGAGAUUGACGAGCGAAAAUUCUCUACACAUUUAUGUUCUGUUUUCCACAAUAGGAGGACAUUUUAUCAGGAGAGGGAGGCUCAUUUUUUAAAAGACAAAGCGGAGAGAGAGGAAGGUUCAGGAACACGUUGUCCUCUCUCUAGAGAGGCCCCUCUUCUCUUUUCACCCUGUUUGCCCAACACGGAGAGAUCCACACAGACAUGGAUAUAGCGGCUGAUCCACCUCGGUGGAUGCACCACCACGCCGUGCUGAACGGCCAACACCCGGAUUCUCACCACCCCGGCCUUUCGCAUAACUACAUGGAGCCCACGGCGCAGCUUCUGCCCCCGGACGAGGUGGAUGUUUUCUUUAACCAUCUUGACUCGCAGGGAAACCCGUACUACCACAACUCCGCUCAUGCACGGGCCAGAGUGUCCUACAGUCAAGCUCACGCUCGCUUCGCUGGGGGUCAGGUCUGCCGGCCACAUCUCCUGCAUAGCCCGGGGAUUUCAUGGCUAGAGCCCGGCAAAGCAGCCCUCUCAGCGGCCCACCAUCACAACGCAUGGGCGGUCAGCCACUUCAGCAAGACCGGGCUACAUGCCUCAGGCUCCGGGGCUCAUGGUGGCCUAUACCCCUGCAGCAGCAACGCCAGCACGGCCUCGGCCUCCUCGUUAACACCCGCGUCCCAUUCGAGUCCACAUCUCUACAGUUUUCCCCCUACCCCGCCGAAAGAUGUCUCCCCAGACCCCGGGGCCGCCUCACCCUCAUCUUCUACCCUGAGAAUGGACGAGAAAGAUUCUAUCAAGUAUCAAAUGUCAAUUUCUGACAGCAUGAAAAUGGAGGGUUCCAGUCCUCUCCGGAGCAGCCUGGCCUCAAUGAGCGCACAGACCCCAUCCACCCACCACCCCAUACCGACCUACCCCACAUACUCUCUCCCGGCAGCGCAUGACUACGGGGGAAGUCUCUUCCACCCUGGCAGCCUGCUCGGAGGAUCAUCCUCCAGCUUCACCCCGAAAUGUAAAAGCAAAACUCGGUCGUGUUCAGCAUGCUGCUCAGAGGGGCGUGAGUGUGUCAACUGUGGAGCCACUUCUACGCCCCUGUGGCGACGGGAUGGUACGGGCCACUACUUGUGCAACGCCUGUGGACUCUACCAUAAGAUGAACGGUCAGAACCGACCCCUCAUCAAGCCCAAACGCAGACUGUCUGCGGCCAGACGAGCCGGCACCUGUUGUGCUAACUGUCAGACCACCACCACCACACUGUGGAGGCGCAACGGCAAUGGAGACCCCGUGUGUAACGCCUGCGGCCUGUACUACAAGCUGCACAACGUGAACCGACCUCUGACCAUGAAGAAGGAAGGGAUCCAGACACGCAACCGCAAGAUGUCCAACAAGUCCAAGAAGGGCAGGCGGGGCAACGACGGUUACGAGGAGCUCUCUAAGUGCAUGCACGAGAAGUCCUCUCCUUUCAGUGCUUCCUCCCUGGCUGGACACAUGACCCACAUGGGCCACCUGCCCCCCUUUAGCCACGCCGGACACAUGCUGCCCACUCCCACACCCAUACACCCCUCCUUCGGCCACCCCCACCACUCCAACAUGGUCACCGCCAUGGGCUGAGCUGGGGAGGAUGGGGAGGCACAGGGGAUGUGUAGAUUGUUCCGUUUUCUAAUGGGGGUUGAGGGUCGUAUAGGCCUCUUGCUUGAGGACAAUGUGUAUAAUGUUAAAGACAUGCAUUUGGUGUGUCUAUGUUGAUUGUCUUGCUGUAUAGAGAGAAUGUAAAGGGUACGGGGGGUAUGGGGGAACCAGGCAGCAUCCACUGAUGGGUGGGGUUGGGGCGGGGCUAUUUUACUCUCUAUUAGGUACCUUCUUAGACCAGAGAUAGACUACACCUCACCUCCACCCACCUCCAUGCAUAUACCGUCCCCUCCCACCUCGCCCCCGUCCUGCUGCAGUGGUAUGUGCCGAGCAAGUCUGUAGUAACUGUGAAUAUUGUAAAUGUGUGAGAUACGAGGGUGGUGAAGACAACUUUGGGGCGAAGACAGAGCAAUUCCCUUCACACCAUUUAAUAAAUAUAUGCUGGAUUUCUGCUCAUGGACUUCUACUAUUUUUAAUGGACAUUACCAAAAAAAAGAAACAAGUAAAAAAAAAAAAAGAAGUUUAUAAAGCUUAAUUUGAAACUGUAUAUUAUUAAUGGUAUUAUUAUUGUUGUUAUUACUGUUAUCCAGAUAAUUUAUUUUCACUGCCUUUUGCCUUUUUCUUUCACCUGAAACAUUAUGGAUAUUGUUAUCACCAUUUCUAUCAUUAUAAAUCUAUUUUUAGCUGAAGCGCUUUCUCUGAGCUGUUAAACAUUUUCCUCCUAAUGAAAAUAAAGGAAUCAAGUUUAAUUCUGCCAACUGCUCCCUCUUCACAUGAACCCCUAGUGAAUGAGAGGACUGUGUGUUUAAAACCUUCAGCAAGGAGACAGAGAGAGAUACACAGAGAAGAGAAAUAGAUUUAAUAAAACAGAUACCCAGUAUUUGCCAUUUCUGCUGCCACAUUGGAUACUUCAUACAGAAAAUCUGAUGCUAUUGUUGGAAUAAUAAGCUGAUUUACACAUUAACACGAGCAACUUAUCUGUUCUAUCAAUCCUAUUUCUAUGUUUGGAAUAGUCUUUUUGACCUUUGUCCUGUUCUACAUUACCUAGGCCUCUCCUGUUCCAUCAGUGUUGCCAUGGUGAUGAGCACUGUACCUCUUGGUUUCUCUGUGAUGUGUGUCUCUGUGCCACAGCACAGUUUGGAUUUGCUGCCUCUCUACUUAGCAGAUAGAAAACCACACACCUGCUCUUUAUUACCUGUCCAAAACCAUUAUAACCUGACAAUCUGGAUGCCAUUACGUACUGAUGAUAAUAAAGAAAACUUGUAAACAUGAA
Molecule: messenger RNA, 3253 nt
Organism: Salvelinus sp. IW2-2015
Lineage: Eukaryota; Metazoa; Chordata; Actinopteri; Salmoniformes; Salmonidae
Source: RefSeq, a predicted model, not a curated record